UUGGCUGAGAAGUCAGUUCAUCGGAUCAAAAUUAUCCGGAAGAAAAUUGAGAGAAAUUGACCCUUGGGAAAUUGCUCCGGAGAGGAAGGAAAAGAGAAGAGUAAUGGAUUUCAAUGCCGAGAGCCGCCUGAGGGUGAUCUCCCGCCAUCUCCGAGCCACCGACGGAGACCACGUUACUCGAUCUCAGUUAAGCGCAAGCACCACCGCAGGGGAAUUUGUUCACGAGCAGGGUUAUAGUGUUGUCCUCCCUGAGAAAUUACAAACUGGGAAGUGGAAUGUAUACAGAUCUGCUCUGUCACCAUUGAAGCUGGUCACUGAAUUUCCAGAGCAUCCAGAAAUAAAAACUUUACAUGAUAAUUUUGUGUAUGCAGUUAAUGCUUUCCGUGAUUACAAGUACCUGGGGACAAGAAUACGAGCAGAUGGAACAGUUGGGGAGUACAAAUGGAUGACUUAUGGGGAAGCAGGGACAUCCCGGUCAGCAAUUGGGUCUGGUCUCAUAUACUAUGGGAUUCCGAAAGGUGCAUGUAUUGGACUGUAUUUCAUAAACAGACCUGAGUGGGUCAUUGUGGACCAUGCAUGCUCAGCAUAUUCUUAUAUAUCGGUACCAUUGUAUGAUACUCUUGGACCUGAUGCUGCCAGUUAUAUUGUAAAUCACGCUGAAAUACAGGCAAUUUUUUGUGAGCCACAAACACUGAUUAAUUUAUUAAGCUUUUCAAAAGAGAUUCCUUCAGUACGUCUAAUAGUGGUAGUUGGAGGAUCGGAUGAGAAUAUACCUUCAGUUACUUCAAAUAACCAACCGAUAGUUGUUACUUUCUCUAAACUUCAUGAACAGGGUCACAGUAAUCUCAAGCCAUUUUACCCCCCAAAGUUUGAGGAUGUUGCAACUAUAUGCUAUACAAGUGGGACAACUGGUACACCAAAGGGUGCAGUACUCUCCCAUGGAAAUUUGAUUGCAAAUUCUGCUGGAGGUAGCAUGCGUGUCAAAUUUUAUCCAUCUGACAUAUAUAUAUCCUAUCUUCCGUUGGCACACAUUUACGAGAGAGUCAAUCAAAUUGGAGCGGCACAUUAUGGAGUUGCUGUUGGAUUUUAUCAGGGGGAUAAUCUGAAAUUGAUGGAUGAUAUGGCUGUUCUCCGGCCCACUAUCUUCGCAAGUGUUCCUAGAUUGUAUAACAGAAUUUAUGCUGGUGUUAUGAAUGCUGUGAAGACAUCUGGGGGACUGAAGGAGAGAUUAUUCAAUGUUGCUUACAAUGCGAAGUUGCAAGCCAUAUAUAGUGGGAAAACUCCAUCUCCAAUUUGGGAUAAAUUAGUUUUCAACAAAAUUAAGGGCAAACUUGGAGGGCGGAUUCGAUUUAUGUCCUCAGGGGCCUCACCAUUAUCUCCAGAUGUCAUGGAUUUUCUUAAAGUAUGUUUUGGAGGUCAAAUUGUUGAAGGGUAUGGGAUGACAGAGUCGUCUUGUACUGUAAGUGCCAUGAAUGAUGGUGACACUUUAACUGGUCAUGUCGGCUCACCAAAUACAUCUUGCGAAAUCAAGCUUGUUGAUGUUCCUGAAAUGAACUAUACGUCUGAAGACCAUCCGUAUCCUCGUGGAGAAGUUUGUGUUAGGGGACCUAUAGUCUUUCAGGGCUACUACAAAGAUGAUUUGCAGACAAAAGAGGUUAUUGAUGAAGAUGGAUGGCUUCAUACUGGAGACAUUGGUCUAUGGUUACCUGAAGGACGCCUAAAAAUCAUUGAUAGGAAAAAGAACAUUUUUAAAUUGGCUCAAGGGGAGUACAUAGCUCCCGAGAAAAUUGAAAAUGUAUAUGCAAAAUGCAAAUUUAUUGCCCAGUGCUUUAUCUACGGUGACAGCUUUAGCUCUUCUCUAGUUGCAAUAGUUGCAGUUGAGCCUGAGAUUUUGAUCGCAUGGGCUGCAUCAGAAGGAAUCAAGUAUGAAAACCUUAAACAACUCUGUGCCGAUCCUAGAGCGCGGGCUGCUGUCCUCGCAGAGAUGGAUGACAUAGGAAAGCAAGCUCAGCUGAGAGGUUUUGAAUUUGCAAAAUCUGUCACCUUAGUACCAGAGCCUUUCACCCUGGAGAAUGGUCUUCUAACCCCAACAUUCAAGGUGAAGAGACCACGGGCAAAGGCCUACUUUGCAACAGUAAUUACUGCAAUGUACGCAGAGCUAUCCAAAUUUGAUCCAUCAUUGUAACCGCCAUUAACAGUUUAAAACUGAAGGUCUCUUUCCUCCUCCAUUGUCACGUAUGGGUAUGGCUUCAAUGCAUAGAGCAACGUAUUUAUUUAUUUUGUAUAAUUUGAAAGCAUUGUUGGUUUCUUAAGCAUAGAUUGGUUCCAGGUCUAUAAUAUAUUUGAAUUGUGAUAAAUCUGUAAAUGGAAGAUUUACAUACAUACCGCCUUAGCUAUUGAUGAAAAAGAUGCAAUUUCAGUUUUUA
Molecule: messenger RNA, 2426 nt
Organism: Phalaenopsis equestris
Lineage: Eukaryota; Viridiplantae; Streptophyta; Magnoliopsida; Asparagales; Orchidaceae
Product: long chain acyl-CoA synthetase 6, peroxisomal-like
Exons: 23
Coding region: 104-2185 (693 amino acids)
Biological process (GO): fatty acid metabolic process
Cellular component (GO): endoplasmic reticulum; membrane
Molecular function (GO): long-chain fatty acid-CoA ligase activity
Source: RefSeq, a predicted model, not a curated record